Messenger RNA from Chelonoidis abingdonii (Abingdon island giant tortoise), 5036 nucleotides. It is a transcript of the gene PALS2, whose product is annotated as protein associated with LIN7 2, MAGUK p55 family member. The record is from RefSeq and is a predicted model, not a curated record. Lineage: Eukaryota; Metazoa; Chordata; Testudines; Testudinidae. Gene Ontology annotation, molecular function: protein binding.
CGCGCUCGCGCUCUUUGCCUAGAGCAGCUGUUGGGCGCUCGGCAGAAGUGGAAACGCUGCCGCUGGUAGAGCUCACGCGCCAUAGUGGCUGCGGCCGCGCGCGCUGUGAGGGAGGACGGGGAGUGUGUGCUGGAGCACAAGAGGGCAGCGGCAGGAGCUGUCUCGGCUUUCUGGGCACUCCCCCCUCACCCGACUAGCCGAACCUGAGUUUGUAGAUGGGGCAGAGCUGUGCCCGCUGAGGAGGAGCUGGGGCCAGCCGCAGCAAUGCAGCAAGUUUUGGAUAAUCUUACUGAUCUGCCCACAUCAACAGGAGCUGAAGAAAUAGACCUGAUUUUCCUCAAAGGAAUUAUGGAGAACCCUAUUGUAAGAUCACUUGCUAAGGCUCAUGAGCGACUGGAAGAUUCUAAACUUGAGGCUGUCAGUGACAACAACCUGGAGCUAGUGAAUGAAAUUCUUGAAGACAUCAGUCCUUUAAUAAACAAAGAUGAAAGUAUUGCAGAAUUAGUUGGUAUACUGAAGGAUCCUCAUUUUCAGUCACUCUUGGAAGCCCAUGAUAUUGUGGCAUCAAAGUGUUAUGAUUCCCCUCCUUCUAGCCCAGAAAUUAAUAAUUCUUCAGUGAACAACCAGGUAGUACCAGUAGAUGCCAUUCGUAUACUUGGCAUUCACAAACGAGCAGGGGAGCCACUGGGUGUUACAUUUAGGGUUGAGAAUAAUGAUCUAGUAAUAGCACGAAUCUUGCAUGGCGGAAUGAUAGAUCGACAAGGUCUUCUGCAUGUGGGUGACAUCAUUAAAGAGGUGAAUGGCCAUGAAGUUGGAAACAAUCCAAAAGAGCUACAAGAACUACUGAAAAAUAUUAGUGGCAGUGUCACUCUGAAAAUUCUUCCCAGCUAUAGAGACACUGUUAUUCCUCAACAGGUAUUUGUGAAGUGUCAUUUUGAUUAUAAUCCAUACAAUGACAACCUGAUCCCAUGCAAAGAAGCAGGUUUGAAAUUUUCUAAAGGAGAAAUUCUUCAAAUCGUAAACCGUGAAGACUCAAAUUGGUGGCAGGCUAGCCAUGUCAAAGAAGGAGGAAGUGCUGGCCUUAUACCUAGCCAGUUCCUGGAAGAGAAGCGGAAGGCAUUUGUUAGGAGGGACUGGGAUAAUUCGGGGCCCUUUUGUGGAACAAUAAGUAGCAAAAAAAAGAAAAAGAUGAUGUACCUCACAACUAGAAAUGCAGAAUUUGAUCGUCAUGAAAUCCAGAUAUAUGAGGAGGUAGCCAAAAUGCCUCCUUUUCAGAGGAAGACAUUGGUCUUAAUAGGGGCCCAGGGAGUGGGUCGAAGAAGCUUGAAAAACAGAUUUAUAGUAUUGAAUCCUAAUAGGUUUGGAACUACAGUGCCAUUUACUUCACGAAAGCCAAGGGAUGAUGAAAAAGAUGGGCAAGCAUACAGAUUUGUGUCACGAGCUGAAAUGGAGGCAGAUAUUAAAGCUGGCAGAUACUUAGAACAUGGAGAGUAUGAAGGAAACCUUUAUGGCACCAAAAUAGAUUCCAUCCUUGAAGUGGUUCAGACUGGAAGGACAUGCAUCUUGGAUGUGAACCCACAGGCCUUGAAAGUAUUGAGGACUUCAGAGUUUAUGCCCUAUGUAGUGUUUAUUGCUGCUCCAGAGUUAGAGACUCUGCGUGCUAUGCACAAGGCUGUGGUGGAUGCUGGAAUUACAACCAAACUUCUAACAGACACUGAUUUGAAAAAAACAGUUGAUGAAAGUGCACGGAUUCAGAGAGCAUACAACCACUAUUUUGAUCUCAUCAUUGUAAAUGACAAUCUAGACAAAGCCUUUGAGAAGCUACAGACUGCUAUAGAGAAAUUGAGGUUGGAGCAACAAUGGGUCCCAAUUAGUUGGGUAUACUGACAGAUUUUUGAAGAUGGACUUAGCUAACAAAUGAAAUUAGCUGCAACAAACAUUCUCAGAAGACAUUCUGUGGAGAUGGAAGAUACCUGCAGCACCCUUGCAUUUUUACUCUAUGUAUAUUCAGAUGAUAGUACACUAUUCUGAGUUUUUAUAUAACAUAUUGAAGGAAAAGUGUACUUAAAUAUGUAAUUUAUUUUAAUUUUUCUAACUUUUUACAGGUAACCUUUCUAUUCAUGUCACAUGAAGGAAAUGCGUUGAAGCAUUUUUAUAUGUUUUAAUUUAGUACCUUUGCCUUUUUCAUCUAAACUUUCAAGUCAUUCACUUUAACAUUUACAUUUUGGUCUUACAUUUUCACUGUGAUAAGGAAGGAUACUUGAAACAAUUUUUGUAAAACUCUUGUUCAAGUUAGUGUUCAUCUGGUCAAAGGUCAGUUGUUGUUAGGAAAGAACACUAAAUCUUUUCCUAAUAGGCACCUUUAAAUUAUUUUUUUUAUGGGAGCAGAAUUUUAAAUAUUAAAGCAGCAACCAGCACUGCUUUGCUACAUUGCUCUGACAUUUUUCUGCUCAAUGUUUAUACACUUUUGCAGUUUCAUGGUUUCUUAUUGUCUAUUUUGAUUUAGACAGAUGUACUGUAGACUUCCCCUCUGUGUACCGUUAAAAAACAAUGAUGUAAAACAAUACCUUGCACUCUACUUAUUAUGCUGUUCUUGGGAGCCAACCUUUUAGCCCAUUACAGUUGAGGUACUGAUGUCAGAAAGGUUGUAUGUAAUGUAAGUCAUUGUAGUUAGGAUCAUAGUGAAGUAGCUGAGAAGAGAGCCUUAUACUGCAGAGCCUUACAAUGAGGCUUGGCGUGUAAGACUAUUUAUUCACACUUGUGAAAACACAUGACUAAAGAAACCUGCUUUUUUAUUGAGACAUUGUUCGGUAUUUGUAUGUUGAUCUGUGAAUUGAGUUCCUGUGAUAUUUAGCUGGCUCUUAUUUUACAUUUUGGAAUAUUGUGAGUGAUCAGCUGUUUGUGUUUAUGAAAUGUGAUGUGAUGUGAUGAGAUUUUUGUGCUAUUUGUUAUAUUGUGUUUAAACUGCAUUCUUCUCUGGAUAGCUUGUGAAAUUAGAAAGUUGUUGUCAGAUGCUAAAAAUCAAUGUUAUUUAUAUUUUGUUUUAUAACAGGAUUUUUUUGUUUCGUGAUGAAAUAAUUCUCCAUUCAGUAGACUGACUGGCAUAAUUCCUGUUAUCUCCAAAUUCAUAUUGAUUCAUAUUUUCAAGACUUUUACUAAUAUAAAUUCUCCUUAACAUGUAUAAAGUGAAAAUACAAAGUGUCACUAAGACAAACUUUUCUUGUGACCAUAUUUUAUAUUACACUAGCUCUUGUAUAUAGUCACAUUUCUUCAUCAGUUACCAGCUUUAUGAGCCUAAAUUACAGUCAUCUAUCCACUUAAUUUAUUUUCUCUCUGGUGACAGGCACCUGUCUUCUGCAGUUUUUUCCAUGCCAAAGCAUAUUACACAGAAUGCCAACAAAAAGAGGACUUCUGCUGAAUUCUGUUUCUGAUGAAAAACCCAAAAGAGUAGAUACACUGUAAAAACAAUAGUGUGCUCUUGGGCUUUUAAAGUUUUUUGAUUAUGUACACAAGAAAACAGGGUUCAGGUAGUUUUAUGUAGUUACUUUAUACAAAGAAACCGUGAGUCUCAAAAGUUAUAGACAAUCAAAAAACCCCUAAAAUAUUUUUCAAAGAUUCCAGUAUAUUUUGUAAAUGUUAUACAAAAUCUUGCAUAGCCUUGGUUGUCUUUGUGGCUCUUGGUAUUGAGAUUUCAGUUUUUUAAAGUGAGUCUGAAACUUUUAAGGAAAACUGGUAUCACUACUUUGUUUUUAUUCUGUUAAAUUCUGCAAAGUAUAUAUGGGUUUAUUUCUUUUCUUUUUAAAAGUUGGGUAGAUUUCAUAAUAUGUGGUGCCAGCAUGACACUUUUUUCUAUUUGGUACUCUCAGGAGACUAGGUUCUAUGAUGCUACUGCUCUAAAGGUACUGUGAGGAAUAGAUCUGUUGUUGCCAACAAAUAGCAGAGCCUUUGCUUGAAUAUUUUAAAGAUUCAGUCUUGGUACUAUAGGACUUUAUAGCUAUGAUUGAUCUAUCAGUGUCCUUGUUGUAUGCUAUGUAAUAGGAGAUAAACAUGUACUGUAUGUGGGAAAUGUUAUCUGGACAGACACUACGCCUUUCAUUAUGAGUUAUAAAGGACUAACUCCUGAACUGUGAUGCCAAAAGUGGGUUGAGCUAGCUCCUCCCUAAUGAGUGACAUUAGAAGAUUUUACUUUCCACACUGUAGUGCCAUAUAUUGCAAAUUUCACUUACUUUGCAGCUUUGUCAGAGCGUAUUUUGCCAAAUGGAAAUGUAGGCACCAAGGUCUAGUCAGAAAACUACUGUACUACUUCCAGUACUAUCAUAGAAAUAGGACUGUCAAAAGGGACAGUGUGGUGGUAGUUUGUGCUGGGGCCUAGGCCCUCCUGUGUUCAGUAGCAUGCAAAAUGUGAAAUUGAUCACACUGGAGCCUAUCAUAAGUGCCAUCAGGCCUGCUGUAUCCUUUUAGGUAUUUAACGUAGAAGCAGCUGGGGAGUGUGAUUCUGGGACUCCUUCAUAGGAAGGAUUGUCUGACAGGAUGUAUAUAGGAACCUAGUGUAUCGAAACCUUAAUGGGGAUUAUCUGGAUCUCUACACUUAAGGUGGUAAGCAAAAUAAACUCUUUACCAGACUUUUUUUUACCAAAUCUUUCAAAUUUAGUGAAGUAUGCUUUCCUCAUUGAGGACCAGGUUAGCUAUAUAAACACACCUGCUUUGGAUUUAAAACAACAACAGUUCAGAAAACAUUGAAACUUUUCUUUAAACUAUAAAAAAUAGGUGUCAGCGCAUAUGGUCACUCAAAUUGCUGAAUUUUUUUCUUUUACUCUUUUAAAAAAAAAUCUUCUAGUCUGACAGCAAUGAGAAUUUUGAAUUCAAACUAACCUUUUAGAGAGGUUGCCAUUCACCAGACGGUUAGAGAAUGAAGAUGCUAUUUCCAUCAUGAUAGUUUCAUCUCAUAAUACAUAUUGGUAGAAAGGGUGGUAGGCUAGAACAGUGGUUCUCAACCUUUCCAGACUGUUAUACCACUUUCAGGAGUCUGAUUUGUC